Pelagomonas calceolata is the source of this 804-nucleotide messenger RNA. The record is from the annotation of a GenBank genome assembly. NCBI's taxonomy places the organism in Eukaryota, Pelagophyceae, Pelagomonadales, Pelagomonadaceae.
CGUAGCGCACGCACCGGGCCCAGCAGCUGCCGCAGGACUCAUCAAUGGGGUGCGGCGCAUCGAUCCCCGCGGUCCUCGCACCGCAGCAGCCCCCGACCGGUGCAUACCUCUUCGGGACGGCGACCGGCGGCGGCGAGGCCACGUUUACGCUGCCCGAGUAUGAGAAAUCAAAGCCGGGCAGCGUGCUGCCCUUGUCGCUCGAUGGGCAGACCAUCGCGCAAAUUGACGGCCGUUCGCUCAUGAAGGACUAUGGUAGGGCCUCGACCGCCGAGAUGAUGGCGCACCUGACGCCCGUCAAAGGCGCGGACGGUAAACUCGUGGCGCUCGUACAGCCCAUCCCCCUAAUACGGCCGAGCCAAACCGCGUGCUUCCAGUGUUCGUCAAACAUCUUAAGCACGGUGCCGCGCGUGGAGGGGCUCACCCCUGUCUUGGAGCACGACGGCGUCGCACUCUACCCGUGGGCUACCGUCUCGCCGAUGAUGUCAUGGAUGAGCCAGUACAGUACCGACAUCCGACUCGCGACUCCCGGCGGCUUCGAGCGCUUUGCCACGAUCGGCUUCGUCUCUAGUUGUGGCAACACCCAGACGUACGGUGGCGUGCUCAAAUUGGCCGACGGCGCCGUUGUUGCCAAGUUUUCACGCGCGAAAGGAGUCACGAGCUAUACGGCGGCUACCGGUGUCGACGUUGGCCUCUUUGUCGCCGCCCACGUCGCCAGCGUUAAGAUCAUGCGCGACUCGAUCAACCCGGCGUGAUCGAUAUUUAUUUAAUUAUUCAAGUUUAUUUCACAAACACAACAGCACAUAC